UUUUAACUCGCGGUUGCUGUGGUAAUGGUGAAAAAAGUGAAAUGAUUUUCAUCACACGGAUCAUCGCCAAUCCGUCGAUUCGGCAGGUGGCGUUUAGCCGGGUACGCUGUUGUUUGCCUGCGGUUUCCGUUCCCACGGUGGCCAACUAUUCAGCGAAAACAACAAAACCGGACAGUGGUAGCGAAAGCAGAGGCGCCACCGGCGCACGUAGCGAGAGAAAAGCGAAAAUAUCUCCGAAAGUAACGCUGAUCGGAUCGGAUGAAUCGAUUUCGGUGGUGAACCUGGAAGAAGCAACCAAGAUAUCGAACCGUCGGAACCUGAAAUUGGUGAAGGUCAGCGAUCUCGAUACCAAAACACAGCGUCCGGUUUAUCGUUUGAUGACCGGUUCGGAGUACCUAACGGAGGACUUGAAACGGCGUGAGGAGAAGAAAAAGAGCAAACAGGACGCCACCGUCAAGGGUGAUAAGGUGCUCACGAUCAGUGCCCGGAUAGCGGAACACGAUCUCGUUUCGAAGAUGCAGAACGUGCAGCGGUGGCUUAACAAAUCGUUCGAGGUUCGUGUGGUGGUCACCGCGGACGGUGCGGCAAAUAAGGCCAAGCUGGAGGAUAUCGUAUCACGGUUCGAGACGAGCGUCAAGGAGUGUGGCAAAAUUGUCCAGAAGCGGCUGCGGGAUAACGAUAUGCGUUUCAACAUCCUUCCGAGUGGCGGCGGCUUGAAGAAGACACUGCUCGAUGCGUCGAAAGAAUCGACCACCGGUGAUGCGCAAUCCACAAACCGUGGCAUACACACCCGCGCGGGACUGAUGGCGUGACAAUCACAGUCCCAGGGCAGGGGCCCGUUGCCCGCUGGCCCCACCGGGAAAGGAACCGGAAUCAAGCGCACUACAAUUACGGGAUGUGUCGCGCUGGUACUGUUGGCCAAGUAUGCGUUUUGGGCCUAUCUACUCAGGGGCGGUGAAAGGUGACGUUUUCCGCUACGGGAUGUGCGGUAAAGUGUAAAGCAAAUAAAUUAGCUUCGUUCUAGA
Molecule: messenger RNA, 1025 nt
Organism: Anopheles bellator
Lineage: Eukaryota; Metazoa; Arthropoda; Insecta; Diptera; Culicidae
Gene: mIF3
Product: translation initiation factor IF-3
Exons: 2
Coding region: 42-812 (256 amino acids)
Biological process (GO): mitochondrial translational initiation; ribosome disassembly
Cellular component (GO): mitochondrion
Molecular function (GO): ribosome binding; translation initiation factor activity
Source: RefSeq, a predicted model, not a curated record